AUGGCUCCCUCUCGGGAAUCAUCGUCGCUAUCCUCUCUUUCCCCUCCUCCAGAGGAUAUCAGAUCCCAAACAAGCCAUGACAGUCCAGCCCAGGAGGCUGAGGCCGAAGUUGAGCUCGUGGCUAAGACUGCUGGCAAUAGACGAGGGCAGAAGCGCAAGGUAGAGACUACCCUGAAGAAUUCCAAGCGCGUGAAGAAGGCAAUCAAAUACGAAGAGGACGCCGAAUCUGAGGCUAAGGAGCCGCCCAAGCACAAGGGACUGUCUACAAAGAAGGCGAGGGUAGAGGAAGCUUCAGUUGAUGAAGUCAUGGCCGAAGCUGAAGAAGGUAAUGACGGUGGCGCGAAAGUCAAGAAAGUGCAGCGCAAGCGCACCACGAGCAAGAAACAGACCAAUCUUGCCGCCCUCGAGCAGAGGACUCUGGAUACUAAACUUCGCGUUGGUGCGCAUAGUCAGCGCAAAUGGGACAAUCCCCCAAUGGAUCCCGAGCAUGGAGCACUCUUCAUCGACGGCUGCAAGAAACACGGCAUCGAUCCCGCUGAUUCUUGUCUACCACACGGCUCCUACCUUGUCAACCUUGCACAUCCAGAGGAAUCACGAAAGAAACAAGCCUACGACUCCUUCCAUGACGAUCUGACUCGAUGUCACAAGCUUGGUAUUCGUCUCUAUAACUUUCAUCCCGGCAACUGCAAUGCCACGACUCGCGAAGAUGGCAUCCGUCUCAUCGCCGAACACAUCAAUACCGCGCACAAAGACCCCGCCACUGGCUCCGUAGUCGCCGUCUUGGAAACCAUGGCCUCACUCGGCAACACCAUCGGCGGGACUUUCAAAGACCUCGCUGAAGUCAUCAACUUGGUAAACAACAAGAAGCGUGUAGGUGUCUGCCUCGACACGUGCCAUAUCUUUGCUGCAGGAUACGAUCUCCGAACCCCAGAUGCUUACGCAGAAACUAUGAGCACAUUUGACGAGGUCAUUGGAUUGAAGUAUCUGAAAGCACUGCAUAUGAACGAUAGCAAAUCGCCCUUCACCUCAUAUCGCGAUCUCCACGCCCAAAUCGGCACUGGCUAUCUCGGUCUCCGCGCAUUCCACAACAUCGUCAAUGAUGAGCGUCUUCAUGGGCUACCUAUGGUCCUGGAGACUCCUAUUGAUUCGAAGGAUGGGAAGGGAAAGAAGAUCGAGGAUAAGAGUAUCUGGGCACGCGAAAUCAAGUUAUUGGAGAAGUUGGUGGGUAUGGAUGUUGAGAGCGAAGAGUUCCAGAAAUUGGAAGCUGAACUACAGGAUCGGGGCAAGUCGGAGAGGGAGAGGGUUGGAGAUCAGGUUGAGAGGAAGAAGGCGAAGGCUAAGGGCAUGAAAGAGAAGGGCAAGGGAAAAGCGAAGAGCAAGAAGGCGGAUAGCGAGGACGAGACUAGUGAUGAGGAGUGA
Molecule: messenger RNA, 1419 nt
Organism: Lindgomyces ingoldianus
Lineage: Eukaryota; Fungi; Ascomycota; Dothideomycetes; Pleosporales; Lindgomycetaceae
Product: AP endonuclease
Exons: 2
Coding region: 1-1419 (472 amino acids)
Biological process (GO): base-excision repair
Cellular component (GO): mitochondrion; nucleus
Molecular function (GO): DNA binding; zinc ion binding; phosphoric diester hydrolase activity
Source: RefSeq, a predicted model, not a curated record